UUUCGUUUGGUUAGUUUCGUUUCGUUUAGAUCGUUACAGAUUUUCUUCGUAUUAACUAUACUUACUACACAUGCUUAAAUGCUGGAAAUAUUUUUGUGAAUUUGCUAGACCCGCUUUUAAUGAAUUACUACUCCGUUAUCAACGAUUUACGAGCGUGCAUGUCAUACGUAUAUAGAUAAACAGUCUGUAUAUACACGUAAUACACGUGUACAUAUAGUGUCGGAGAGGAAAUUCAUAAAAGCGUUUGUUCCUUAUCUCGAGACGGCCACCUGUUGUGUUAUCACGUUUUAUCACGGGCAAAAUUUUAUAAAUUAUAAGUAUAUGGAAGAAAAAUACUCGUAUGUUGUUCGCUCUGUUUGAUGGAACGUGUUUCGAACUAGCAGCAGGUUAGUUCAAGACCGCCUCUGUGGACACCCUAUUCGUAAAUCGUAAAUAUAAUAAGGGGGGAGGGUAGAAUUGAACACGCGUAAAUUUCAAGCCCCGUGUGUUUGUUCAUCACCUGGUCUUACAUUACCUUUCGCUGAUUAGAAGAGAUUAAAUUUUUUAUCAGCUCCGGGAUACCACCGACGUUGGUUAGAUAUCUUAUUCCAAACUUCAUUACCCUGUUGAUGAACGUUCGUCGUGUUCGCGUUAAAGUAGCACGUCAGAAGUCAGAACGACGGAAUCUAAUCUAUAAGGAUAAGUGAUCUUAUUAUAUUCGGAUUGGUGACCAGGAAGCGAGCAACGCGUGACUGCGUUACGAGUUACGAGGAUUGCGAGUCGUGACACGUGUCCUGUAUCUACGUUACUUUCAAACUGAUGAGUGAUUAGCAGAUAACGUGGAGGAGGUUUAGCGUUAAGAGCGGGCCAUGGAGGAUAGAACGAGUAGCGGUGAUCAAGCCGCCGAAGAUGCCGAAAUGCGAUACGCUGACGACGAAAGGUACAACGACGAUACCUGCAGCGGGAGACAGGAUUUUUUACUUCCUAGCGCAGAGUCGCGUUCACCGAAAAUAUCGAUCGAAUAUAUAAAAAGGCCCGAUAUGAGUCGGUACAACCCAGCGCUCAGAAAUCUUAUACCGAUACGUAACAAAAAACAAGACGGGGAAACUAUGCCAGCCGACAGCGCUGGAUUAUUUUCAUACAUUUUUUAUACAUGGAUGACGCCGUACAUUUGGAAAGCGUAUAAAAAGGGCGUCAGCACCGCUGAUAUACCGCGUAUUUCUAUUUACGAGACGUCCAGGUACAAUGCGCACAGAUUGGAUGUGCUUUGGCAGCAGGAGUUGAACGAUCGUGGCCCAGACUCGGCAUCGUUCUCGAGAGCUGUAUGGAGAUUCGUCAGAACGAGAGUGUACAUAGCUGGAUUUCUGUUGAGUUGCUCCACGCUCUGUGGAUUCGUUACUUCUAUGAUAUUGAUGAAAAAAGUUCUGGAACACGUUCAGUCUCCGGAGCAAGAUGCGUGGACAGGCGUAAAGUGGGCGCUUCUGUUACUGUUCUGCGACGUUCUACGAAUAAUAUUCUUCAACUGGACUUGGAACACCAAUAUUAGGACGGCGUUGAGAGUAAAGUCGGCCUGCACGAGUCUCCUCUACAAGAAGAUCGUUCGACUGAACAGCUACGGAAAUAAAAGUACUGGAGAAUUGACUAAUCUAUUUACUAACGACAGUCAGAGAUUGUUUGACGUAGUCAUUUACGGGCCGAUGAUAAUCAGCGGCCCUAUAAUCAUCGUUUGCGGUAUAGUUUACAUACUGUGGGUGUUCAGUCCUCUAGCACUUCUGGGAAUAUUCACGUUUCUCGUAUUUUAUCCUUGUCAGUAUCUCAUAUCACGCCUAGUCGGAUAUUUCCGCUCCAAGACUGUUGCCAUUACAGACUCACGAGUCAAACUGAUGAACGAAAUCUUGGAAUCCAUCAAAUUAAUUAAAAUGUGUUCGUUGGAAAAGUAUUUUAGUCAUAAACUUCUUAGUAUACGAAGCAAGGAGAAAAGCUGGCUGCAUAAAAUUGUAUAUUUCCAAAGCCUUGCAAUCUCACUGACGCCAGCUGUACCCAUGAUAUCGGCGAUCAUUACGUUUUUAGCCCACCUAUCUUCGGGCAGCACGUUGACUGCCGCUCAGGCCUUCCCAAUUACCACGUAUUUUGGAAAUAUGCUGAGAAUGGCACUGGCCUCUCUUAAGGAUUCUACACGUUAUUUUGUCGACGCUCGUAUUGCUCUUACAAGAAUGAAGGUGUUUCCUUUCGUAUCAUUGCUCAAUCAAUUUCGUACUUCUUUCAUGUUUUUACAAGUGGCAUUAGUUAAUAUCGCUGAGUCGCGUAUAACGCUCAACAGAUUACAGACUUUACUGCUUCUGGAGGAGCACAAAUGCCAUGUAUCGAAACCGAUCGUGAAAUCGCAAGCCGUAGCAAUCGUUAAUGGUACGUUCGUUUACGAAAAUGCUACCUUGCACGCUAGAAAACCAAAAACUGUUAAAGAGAAGAAGAAAGCUGCGUCGUGUUCGAACAGCAAGAUCGAGUUAGAAAAACUGAACGAACCGCCUGAACGGACGACAGAAGAUGUAAAAGUUCUGUUCGAAAUUGAAUUCGGGGCUAGGAAAGGUGGACUGGUAGGAAUCUGCGGGCACGUCGGGAGCGGGAAAUCCAGUCUGCUUCUCGCCGCCUUGGGACAAUUGAAGAUGACGAGCGGUGGUCAUGUUUCAAGGGAAGGUUGUUGCGCGUACGUGAGCCAACAGGCAUGGAUCGUUAACGCGACUUUCAGGGAGAACAUACUGUUCGGGAACCAGUUCGAUGCUAGACGGUAUUAUCAAGCGUUAACGGUGUGCAGUCUGAAGGAAGAUUUGAACGUGUUACCAGGUGGUGACGAGACCGAGAUCGGGGAGAGAGGUGUAAAUUUGUCAGGUGGACAAAAGCAGAGAAUCGCCCUUGCCAGAGCCUUCUACGCGAACAGAGACAUUUAUUUCCUGGACGAUCCCUUGAGCGCGCUGGACGCGCACGUGGCUUCGUACAUUUUUAAGAACUUGAUUCUCGACGCGCUCAAAGACAAAUGCGUCGUGUUCGUUACUCAUCAGAUUCAGUUCCUCAAGCACUGCGAUCACGUCUACUUAAUGUGCAAGGGUAGGAUCGCGGAACAGGGUACGCACGACGAGUUGAUGCAACUGAACAAAGAGUAUGCAGCGAUGAUGAACAGCGCGUUAUUAAAGACGAAGAACGACUCGGAUAAUGAGAGUUCCACGAUCGUUCGACAAAAGUCCGGCAGAGACUCUAGCAACGAUCUGAAGGGACAACGACAGGUACACGGCUGUUCGAGUAACGAUGAAAAUGCAGAUGAACCGUCGAAAAAGACGCGCGGCGAAGGGACGACUCUUACCACGCGAGAAAAGAUGGAGACGGGUACCGUGAAAUCGUACACGUAUCAUGUGUACGUAAAAGCAGCGGGUGGUUACUCUGUAGCCGCCUUAGCGAUGUUCGUGGUUUUCUUGAACGUUGGAAGCAACGCGUUCAGUUCUUGGUGGCUGGCCGAGUGGAUCAACGCCGGUGGUGGGAACAUUACCGAUCCCGGUACCAAUGAAACCGUAGUAUCGGACAAUCUGAACGACAAUCCGAACUAUCAUUAUUAUCAAAGCGUUUAUGCCGGAUGCAUCGGGAUCAUUUUGGUAACGAGUAUAUUCCGCGGAUUGGUCAUUAUGUACACGACGAUAAACGCGUCGACCACGUUGCACAAUAACGUUUUCAAAAAGAUGAUCGAAUCGACGGUAACAUUUUUCGAGACCACUCCGAUUGGCAGGAUACAAAAUAUAUUUAGCCGCGACACGGACGAGGUGGACAGUUAUAUACCGAUAUCUGUAGAGAACAUGGUGCAAAACAUUUUCACUUGCGCGUUCGCUCUUAUAUUCAUAUGUGCGAUAAUUCCCUGGUUCUGUUUCCCCUUGAUCCUCCUCGCCGCGAUUUUUUUUUACAUCAGCAAAGUGUUCAGAGUAGCAAUGAGAGACUUCAAGCGGCUGGAGAGUACUUCGCGAUCGCCCGUUUUGAGCUUCGUCACGACCACCGUUCACGGUUUAAACACCAUCCACGCGUUUCAGAAGGAGCGUGAAUUCGUGAAUAAAUUCGACGAGAUAUUAGAUUUAAACAGUUUGUGUCUUUAUCUGUGCCAGUCUAUCAUGAGAUGGUCCGCGGUAAGACUCGACAGCUUGGCAAUCGCUUCCUCUUCUAUCACCGCAUUUUUCGUGAUAGCGCUUAGAAACCAAAUACCUCCGGCCAUCGCAGGCCUGGCGAUGGCCUACGCCACGCAGAUGACCGGUGUCUUCCAGUACACUGUGAGGCUGAUGGCUGAAACGGAAACUCGUUUCAUCAGCGUCGAAAGGAUAAACCACUACCUCAAACAUUUGCCAAAGGAAGAAACUGCCGUGGAAGAACCUAUAGAUCCUCCGGAGGAAUGGCCGGCGGAAGGGAAACUGGAGUUCCGUAAAGUCCAAUUAAGAUAUAGAAAAGAACUGCCACCUGUACUGAAUGAUAUCUCGUUCGCCGUCAAUUCUGGAGAACAUAUAGGUAUCGUGGGGAGAACGGGGGCUGGCAAAAGUUCUCUGAUAGUAGCCCUAUUCAGACUGGUCGAGAUCUCUGCAGGAAUGAUAAAGCUCGACGGCGUAGACCUAUCGAGAGUGAAGUUGAAAGUAUUAAGAGACGGAUUGUCUAUAAUUCCUCAGGAUCCAGUUUUGUUCGGCGGAACUAUACGAUCGAAUUUAGAUCCCUUCGACCAGUACAGCGACUCUGAGAUGUGGACAUCUUUGGAGAAGACUCAAUUGAAGGAGAAAGUUCAAGCGAUGUCAGGACAAUUGGACGCGCCCGUCGAAGUUGGUGGAAACAACUUGAGCGUCGGCGAACGACAGUUGAUCUGUUUGUCUAGAACGCUUUUGCGCAAUGCCAAAGUAUUGAUACUCGACGAGGCAACAGCCGCCGUUGAUCCGGAAACUGAGGCCGCGGUACAGAAUACGAUUCGAAACGAAUUCUCAACGUGCACUGUAUUGACCAUAGCUCAUCGUUUGAAGACUGUAUUUUCGUGCAACCGCGUCAUCCUCAUGAGACACGGCCUCACCAUUGCGAACAUAAUCCCUAUUAUGAUGUUGGGGCGCAAACAGAGCCUCAAGGGGGAACCCGUCUUGGCCGAUUACGGACCAGAAGAGUCCCUCAAUGAGAGCGCUGACAUAGAAUGGGUGAACAAGUUAUGGGUGAGAAGAUUGAUGAGAUCCUGCGCAUUGGUCUCUCUAACUUCCGUUUGCUUGAACACGCCGAGGACUUUUGAAAAAGUUCCGCCACUUCGAUACGUCACCUUCGUUUGCGAUUUGAUCAUCACGUUCCUGUUCACCGCAGAGAUGCUCGCCAAAAUGCACAUAAGAGGUAUAUUGAAGAGGGACAAAGCUUACCUGAAAGAUCAUUGGUGCCAGUUCGACGGCAGCAUGGUGGUCAUCCUGUGGUUCUCCGUAAUUUUACAGAUGUUCGAGACGCUCGGUUUCGUCUCGGAGUUCAGUUACGUGUCGAUUCUGAGAGCACCGCGACCGCUAAUCAUGAUACGCUUCCUACGUGUCUUCCUCAAGUUCUCCAUGCCCAAGGCCAGGAUCAAUCAGAUUUUCAAACGGUCGAGCCAACAGAUAUACAACGUGACUCUGUUCUUCCUCUUCUUCAUGUCUCUCUACGGGCUUCUGGGCGUUCAAUUCUUCGGCGAAUUGAACAACCAUUGCGUUCUCAACACCACGGACUCGAAGCACGUAACUAUAAAUAGUCUAGCUAUUCCCGACACGUUUUGCUCCACCGAACCCGGAUCGGGAUACCAAUGUCCGGAAGGAAUGACUUGCAUGCGGCUCGACUUCUCCAAGUACAUCAUGGGAUUCAAUGGAUUCGACGAGUUUGCCACGAGUAUUUUUACCGUCUAUCAAGCUGCGUCGCAAGAGGGAUGGGUGUUCAUCAUGUACCGCGCGAUCGACAGUUUACCCGCUUGGCGCGCGGUCUUCUACUUCAGCACAAUGAUAUUUUUCUUAGCAUGGCUCGUGAAGAACGUUUUCAUAGCCGUGAUCACGGAGACCUUCAACGAAAUCCGGGUACAAUUCCAACAGAUGUGGGGCGUUCGAGGGCACAUCAGUAACAAGACCGCUUCGCAAAUAUUGACCGGAGACGACAACGGGUGGAAAUUGGUGACUUUGGACGAGAACAAGCACGGUGGACUGGCCUCUCCGAUUUGUCACGCUAUACUACGAUCGCCACAGUUUCGCAUGGUGGUGAUGUGCGCAAUUCUCGCGAACGGCAUCACCACCGCGACGAUGAGCUUUAAACACGACGAGCAACCGAGGCACACGUACUACGACAACUAUUACUACGCCGAGAUCGCGUUCACGGUCUUCUUGGACCUGGAGACGUUGUUCAAAAUCUGGUGCCUCGGGUUUCGCAGCUAUUACAAACACUCGAUUCACAAGUUCGAGCUGCUGUUGGCAAUUGGUACAACCAUACACAUCAUUCCGUUCUUCUAUCUUUCUGGAUUCACGUAUUUUCAGGUUCUCAGAGUAGUCAGAUUGAUUAAGGCAUCGCCGAUGCUUGAGGAUUUCGUCUACAAAAUUUUUGGUCCCGGGAAAAAGCUGGGCAGCCUGAUCAUUUUCACCAUGUGCCUGCUGGUCAUAUCAUCCAGCAUUUCUAUGCAGCUUUUCUGCUUCCUCCGCAACUUCACCAAAUUCGAAACAUUCCCAGAGGCGUUCAUGUCCAUGUUCCAAAUCUUGACCCAAGAAGCUUGGGUGGACGUUAUGGACGAAACGAUGAUGAGGACACACGAGACGAUGGCACCGCUCGUUGCUAUGUAUUUCAUUUUAUAUCAUCUGUUUGUUACGCUGAUCGUGUUGAGUCUGUUCGUCGCCGUGAUCUUGGACAAUCUCGAGUUGGACGAAGACAUCAAGAAGUUGAAGCAGCUGAAAUUCCGCGAGCAAAGCGCGGAGAUAAAGGAAACCCUGCCAUUCAGAUUGAGAAUCUUUGAGAAGUUCCCGGACAGUCCUCAAAUGACCUGUUUGCACAAAGUGCCGUCUGACUUUAAUCUGCCGAAGGUACGCGAAAGCUUUAUGAGACAGUUCGUUUUUGAAAUGGAAACCGACGAGAACGAGGGCGUAAAGAAGAUCAAUGAGACGUUCGACUCGAAAAUGAUCUACAGGAAACAACGUCCAGUAAAGAUUCUGAACGAUCCACCGAAAGUGAGAAACGUUGCGACCAGCCUGAAGAAAGCAGCUGUUACUUACAUCAUAAAUGACUCGAACAAUCAAAGAUUGUUGCUAGGCGAUUCUGCUAUGAUACCGGUGCCGGGUAAAGGUCUUCUAAAGUCACAGGGCACGAUCAGUAGUACCAAGCAAUUGCGUCUCGAUCAGAAAAAGUCGAUUAGGAGAAGCGUUCGUAGCGGAUCGAUCAAGCUGAAGCAAACGUACGAACAUCUGAUGGAGAACGGUGAUAUCGGAGGUAUAAACAGAGUUAGCUCUUCUCGCAGUAGACCGCAUGAUUUGGACAUUAAACUGUUGCAAGCUAAGCGACAACAAGCCGAGAUGCGAAGAAACCAACGGGAAGAAGAUCUGCGAGAGAAUCACCCGUUCUUCGACACCCCGCUGUUCGCGGUGCCGCGGGAAAGUAAAUUCCGUAAGAUUUGUCAGUCGCUCGUUUACGCGAGGUACGACACGAACGUGAAAGAUCCGUUGACGGGUAAAGAGAGGAAGGUUCAAUACAAAAGUUUGCACAACUUCCUUGGGUUGGUCACGUACCUCGACUGGGUGAUGAUCUUCGCCACGACGAUGUCCUGCAUCUCGAUGAUGUUCGAGACGCCGCAGUACCGGGUGAUGGAAGUUCCCGCGCUGCAGAUUACGGAGUACGGUUUCGUGAUCUUCAUGAGCGUCGAACUGACGCUCAAGAUCCUUGCGGACGGACUCUUCUUCACGCCGAAGGCCUACAUCAAAGAUGUAGCUUCCGUCCUAGACGUUUUCAUCUACGUCGUGAGCCUGGUGUUCCUCUGUUGGAUGCCGAGGAGGGUACCGCCAAAUUCCGGUGCGCAGCUUCUCAUGAUCUUGCGUUGCGUCCGACCGCUAAGAAUCUUCACUCUCGUCCCGCACAUGAGAAAAGUCGUCUACGAAUUGUGCAGAGGUUUCAAGGAGAUCUUGUUGGUGUCCACUCUGUUGAUUUUGCUGAUGUUCAUAUUCGCGAGUUACGGUGUGCAGCUUUACGGUGGUAGAUUAGCACGUUGCAACGAUCCGACGAUACUGAAACGGGAGGACUGCGUCGGGGUGUUCAUGAGGAGGGUCUUCGUGACCAAAAUGAAGAUGAAGCCUGGCGAAAACGAGAGCUAUCCAUCCAUACUAGUGCCGCGCGUCUGGGCCAAUCCGAGGAGAUUCAAUUUCGACCAUAUCGGUGACGCACUGAUGGCACUCUUCGAAGUGCUCUCGUUCAAAGGGUGGCUCGACGUUAGAGACGUUCUCAUAAAAGCCCUCGGUCCUGUCCAUGCCGUUUACAUCCACAUCUAUAUUUUUCUGGGUUGUAUGAUUGGUUUGACUCUGUUCGUCGGUGUUGUAAUCGCCAAUUAUUCCGAGAACAAAGGGACCGCGUUGCUCACCGUCGAUCAAAGACGAUGGUGCGAUUUAAAGAAGCGAUUAAAAAUCGCGCAACCGUUGCAUUUACCGCCUAGGCCGGAUGGAAAGAAGUUCAGAGCGUCCAUUUACGAUAUGACACAGAACAUCUAUUUCAAAAGAUUCAUCGCGGUGACGGUGCUCGUAAACAGUGGCCUGCUCUGCGUCUCCUGGAGAAGCGAGGAGGAACUCACGAAAGCGCUCGCUAGGGCGUCCGCGUUUCUGACUCUGAUCUUCGUCAUGGAAGUGAUCAUGAAAAAUAUUGCUUUUACACCACGUGGCUAUUGGCAGUCCAGAAGAAACAGAUAUGAUUUGCUCGUGACAGUCGUCGGUGUCGUUUGGAUCGUCAUGCAUUCCACAAUGAAGUACGAUUUGACAUACGUGAUCGGGUUUAUGGUCGUGAUCCUUAGAUUCUUCACCAUCACCGGGAAACACACGACCCUGAAAAUGUUAAUGUUAACGGUCGGAGUGUCCGUCUGCAAAAGUUUUUUCAUUAUAUUCGGCAUGUUUCUUCUCGUUUUCUUUUACGCGCUUGCCGGCACGAUCAUCUUCGGGACCGUCAAGUACGGCGAAGGCAUAGGCAGGCGUGCCAAUUUUGAAUCGCCCGUCACCGGCGUCGCGAUGCUAUUCCGUAUCGUCACGGGGGAGGACUGGAAUAAGAUAAUGCACGAUUGCAUGAUACAACCGCCGUAUUGCACCCCGGCUGCCAAUUAUUGGGAGACCGAUUGCGGCAACUUUCAUGCUUCCUUAAUUUACUUCUGUACCUUCUACGUGAUCAUCACUUACAUCGUGUUGAAUCUCCUGGUGGCUAUCAUCAUGGAGAACUUCUCGUUGUUCUAUUCCAACGAGGAGGACGCGCUGUUGUCCUACGCCGACAUCAGGAACUUCCAGAACACUUGGAACGUGGUCGACAACCAUCAGAAAGGUUUCAUACCAGUGAAGCGGGUGAAGUUUAUUUUACGGUUAUUGAAAGGCCGACUGGAGACCGAUCCGCAGAAGGAUCGAGUGCUCUUUAAGCAUAUGUGCUACGAGCUGGAAAAGUUGAACAACGGCGAAGACGUCACCUUUCACGAUGUCCUCAAUAUGCUGUCCUAUCGUUCCGUCGAGAUUCGAAAAGCUUUGCAGCUCGAGGAACUGUUAGCGAGAGAGGAGUUCGAAUAUAUAAUCGAGGAAGAGGUGGCAAAGCAGACCAUAAGAAAUUGGCUAGAAGGUUGUCUAAAGAAGAUACGUGCAAGCGGGAAGCAGCAGAACAGUCUCGUGGCAGGCCUCCGCGCGAAUUCCGAACAACAACAACAGCAACAAUUACAGCCUCAGCCUCAGCCUCAAGAGAAGGGCAAAGAAGUGGCCAAGGAAGAGGAGAUAGAGACGAAGCAGGAGGAGGCGAGGCCCAAACCGAAGAAACCGAUGGUACUUCCGAGAUCCGACAGCAUAGGCAGUGGAUCGGGAAGAAAAUUUUUGACGCCCACACUGUCCGAUCCUGCAUCGAUCAGAUCUGAAAAGGACAAAAACGCAGCGGCCAAGAAGAAGAACAACAGGCCACCGCGUGAGCACACUUUCCUACCUAACGUACCGCGCUUGCGUUUCGUCGCAGAGUUUUCUAUCCGAGAAAUAAUCUGCACAGAAACCGCCGAGCAAACCGCGAGACAACAGCGAGAGGCGAUCAGUGCGAAGGCGGCUCAAACGAAACCUUGCAGCGUUAUGCUGGAGGUUCGCGAAUGGUGGAAGGAACAAUUGGCGUACAGCAGUGAGUCCAGCGAAGACGAGGUUUAGACGAACCGUGAUCUCAUUUUUAUAGCGAAUCAUUUUUUCGAAGCGAAACGGUAGUAAGAUGAUUUAUCUUCUACGACUCGAUUAUUUUUUUAUAGACCGUUUUCCAGUGGCGUACGGCUAAGAGAGACGUUAUUUUACUACUGCACGAGGGAAUUGUUGAGAAAUAGGUACUUUCUCGUUCGAGAUCGUCGUCCGCGUCUCUGUACGUUCAUUUAUCGUUUUCCCUCGAUGUUUAAGCUUACCAUCGCAGACACUCAGGUCCCACGUAGAGUAGUAGUAAUCUUUCGUAGAUCGUAACGACGUGUUUCUUGAGGCGAUCCGUUGAUCACGUUACACACAUAUUUUGUGCUCGUUAUCGGUGUUGAAGUAUUAUAAAAUUUCUAUAGAACGAUAAUAUAGAAUUGUGUAGUAAGUUUUAUACAUAAAGAAAAAAAGAGAAUACAUUGAUCAAGCUGUGGAAAUGGUGGCCGAGAUCGUUCUCAAAGUGCGAACAAGAAUGUGUACAAUGAAUCCAAGUAAUCUUCUUUCAGUUACGCUUUCGCUGUGAAAAGUUUGGUCGUAUAAAAGGUGUGACGUGUGAAAAUGAUCGAACUCGAAUCUUAUUAAUUUGUGAGAGUAACAUUACGUCCCAAAGGCCUGCAUUAUAAAUUUAAGAAAGUUACGAUUUUAAUACCGACAAUUGUUAAGCUUUUUACAGCUUAUUGUUAAUGUCGUAGAGAAAAAGAAGAAUCCAUCGAAUAUUGUGGACGAUCAUAAAAUUGGAUGUUAGGUAACAGAUUUUUUAUAACUUGCUGGGCGAACUGUGAAGGUUCCGUAUGGUCGAGUUGAUAAGAAGAAAUUUGUGCCGGCUGGUAUACUUGAGAGGAAGUUUUUCUCUAACCAUGAAAGCGUGCACGAAGGCGUGCCUUCGGUAUACGCGUACAUGAAUGAGACGGCACGAUUAUUAUAUUUAUAUCCGUGUGUCGAGUUAAUUUUAUAUAAGUACAUGUAUACAACGCAACGCGCGUACGUACAAAUUGGGAAACUUAGAGGUGUAAUCGGUACCGUUUCCGGGUACUGUAAUGAAUGUUGAUCAUUGUUGUUAGUUUACGUGCCAACGUUACGCUGUACCGUAAUGCGGAGAGAUAAUAAAUGUUGAUAGAUACAAUUAUA
Molecule: messenger RNA, 11519 nt
Organism: Ceratina calcarata
Lineage: Eukaryota; Metazoa; Arthropoda; Insecta; Hymenoptera; Apidae
Gene: na
Product: sodium leak channel non-selective protein na
Exons: 50
Coding region: 849-10367 (3172 amino acids)
Biological process (GO): transmembrane transport; positive regulation of synaptic transmission, cholinergic; monoatomic ion transport
Cellular component (GO): plasma membrane
Molecular function (GO): ATP hydrolysis activity; monoatomic cation channel activity; ATP binding
Source: RefSeq, a predicted model, not a curated record